This is a messenger RNA of Penicillium arizonense, 1110 nucleotides long. Its product is annotated as zinc-dependent alcohol dehydrogenase. The record is from RefSeq and is a predicted model, not a curated record. The transcript is spliced from 4 exons. Lineage: Eukaryota; Fungi; Ascomycota; Eurotiomycetes; Eurotiales; Aspergillaceae. Gene Ontology annotation, molecular function: oxidoreductase activity. Bases 1 to 1110 code for a protein of 369 amino acids.
AUGACUACCACUGCUAUCGAAGUCCCCAAGAAGCAGAAGGCUGUUAUCUUUGAUAAGCCUGGCACAGUCUCGACUCAGGUCGUAGAGAUUGACGUGCCCGAGCCUGGUGCCGGUGAGGUUCUAAUCAAUAUAACCCACUCAGGCGUGUGCCACUCUGACUAUGGCAUCAUGACCAAUACCUGGAGCAUGCUCCCAUUCCCAACCCAGCCAGGCCAGGUAGGCGGCCACGAAGGCGUCGGCAAGAUCGUCAAGCUCGGCGCAGGCACGGAAUCCUCAAACCUGAAAAUCGGCGACCGAGUCGGAGUGAAAUGGGUCUCUAGCGCAUGCGGCCAUUGCCAACCCUGCCAAGCAGGCUCUGACGGACUCUGCUUCAACGGAAAAGUAUCCGGCUACUACACCCCAGGAACAUUCCAACAAUACACCCUGGGACCAGCAAACUACGUAACCCCAAUCCCAGACGGCCUAGACUCGGCCGAAGCAGCGCCAAUGCUAUGCGCCGGCGUAACCGUAUACUCAGCUCUCAAGCGCAGCCAUGCCCGCCCAGGCCAGUGGGUGAUAAUCUCCGGCGCCGGCGGUGGACUAGGCCACAUCGCCGUGCAACUCGCCAGCAGGGGCAUGGGCCUACGCGUCAUUGGAAUCGACCAUGGCAGUAAAGAAGAGCUAGUUAAGGAAUCCGGCGCGGAGCAUUUCAUCGAUAUCACCAAGUUCCCCAAGGACGACAAGGGCGAGGCAUUGACGAAGCAUGUUCAGUCGUUGACGGAUGGGCUGGGUGCUCAUGCUGCUAUUGUGUGUACGGCUGCGAAUGCUGCGUAUGCUCAGGCUCUGCCUUUGUUGCGCUUUAAUGGUACUCUUGUCUGUGUUGGUAUUCCCGAGAAUGAGCCGCAGGCUAUUGCUACGGCGUUCCCUUCUACUUUUAUUAACAAGCAUGCUACUAUUACUGGUUCGGCGGUUGGAAACCGCACUGAGGCUAUUGAGACUAUGGAUUUUGCUGCGAGGGGGAUUAUUAAGGCGCAUUAUCGGACUGAGAAGAUGGAUGCUUUGACUGGGGUCUUUAAGGAGAUGGAGGAGGGUAAGUUGCAGGGUCGGGUUGUUUUGGACCUUUCAGGAUGA